This is a messenger RNA of Eruca vesicaria subsp. sativa (arugula), 1562 nucleotides long. Lineage: Eukaryota; Viridiplantae; Streptophyta; Magnoliopsida; Brassicales; Brassicaceae. The record is from the annotation of a GenBank genome assembly.
UAUCAUGUUGGAGAAGAAAGGAGGAGGAAGGGUGAUGGGGAAGAGGAAAACCCUAGGGGCGGAGAUCGAUACGAGAAGAACGAAGAAGAGCCGUGAGAUGGAAGGGACUUUCUCUCUGCUUCAGUUCGAUAACCGUCCUUCCUCGGAGCUCCGGAAAGAGUUGGGUACUGCUUGCGUUGAUGGAGAUGGAGAUUGCGGCGGGGAGAAGUCAUUCAUUCUCAGCCAAGACUUCUUCUGCACACCUGACUAUAUAACACCGGACAAUCAGAACUUGAUGAGCGGUUUAGACAGCAACAAGGAUCAAUCUCCUUGUCCUAGGUCUCCUGUUAAGCUUAAUACAGUUAAAAGCAAAAGAUGCCGCCAGGACAGUUUCACAGCGAGAACUCCAACCUCUACUUGGACUUCAAAUCAUAGAGUAGAUGAACAAGAGAAUGAUGAGAUCAUGGUGGAUGAGAAGAUUCAAGCCAAUCAAACGGAGAAGGGUGGAUACGUUUCACAGACUGCAGUUGCUCUGAGGUCUCGUGUUAUGCCACCUCCUUGCCUCAAAAAUCCAUAUCUGAUGAAUGACUCAGAGAUUGCUACUGACCCUUUCCGAUAUCAGAGGUCUAAAUGUGCUAGUUUUCUCCCUACAAGUAUUGGUGGGGGUGGUUUGUCGAGAUAUCUCACAGACUUUCAUGAAAUCCAGCAAAUAGGUGUUGGGAAUUUCAGCCGUGUAUUUAAAGUGUUGCAGAGAAUUGAUGGUUGCUUGUAUGCUGUCAAAUGCACUAAGAAGCUGUAUCUUGAUUCAGAGAGGCGUAAAGCUAUGAUGGAAGUUCAAGCUCUUGCUGCUCUAGGAUUCCAUGAAAACGUGGUAGGAUACUACAACUCGUGGUUUGAAAACGAACAGUUAUACAUUCAAUUGGAACUCUGCGAUCACAGCUUGUCCAAGAAAUCUUCGCUUAAGAUCUCAGAGAGAGAGAUUUUGGUGAUUAUGCAUCAGAUAGCUAAGGCGUUACAGUUCGUGCAUGAGAAAGGAAUAGCUCAUUUAGAUGUAAAGCCCGACAACAUAUACAUAAAGAACGGUGUCUGCAAGCUCGGCGACUUUGGUUGUGCAACGCGGUUGGACAAAAGCUUGCCAGUAGAGGAAGGAGAUGCACGUUACAUGCCUCAAGAAAUACUAAACGAAAACUACGAGCACCUUGAUAAAGUGGAUAUCUUCUCCUUAGGUGUCACGGUCUACGAGAUGAUAAGAGGAUCUCCUCUCACAGAAUCAAGAAACCAAUCCCUCAAUAUCAAAGAAGGCAAACUUCCUCUCCUUCCUGGUCAUUCGUUACAAUUACAGCAACUACUUAAGACAAUGAUGGAUCGUGAUCCAACGCGUCGUCCUUCUGCUAGAGAAGUAAUGGAGCAUCCCAUGUUUGAUAGGAUUAGAGGUUGAGAUUUAUAAACUAUCUCAAAUGUUGAGAAACUUUUUUUUAUUUCUUUUGUAAAUUAUGGUACUAAUGUUCAUAGUGAACUGGUGUUCGGCAUCGGCACCUGUUGUUUAGUAGUAAAUUGCCAAUUAAACUCUCAACAUUCAAAUC